Molecule: messenger RNA, 1344 nt
Organism: Colletotrichum higginsianum IMI 349063
Lineage: Eukaryota; Fungi; Ascomycota; Sordariomycetes; Glomerellales; Glomerellaceae
Product: Nucleoporin NUP49/NSP49
Exons: 3
Coding region: 1-1344 (447 amino acids)
Biological process (GO): nucleocytoplasmic transport
Cellular component (GO): nuclear pore
Molecular function (GO): structural constituent of nuclear pore
Source: RefSeq, a predicted model, not a curated record
AUGUUUGGACGCUCAGCAAGCGCCACCGGCGGUGGUUUAAGCAUCAACACCGGUGCCGCCAAUGCUGGUGCUUCUACGUCCGCAGCAGGCGGCGGACUCUUUGGAAAUGCGACGGCCUCGACACAGCCCGCUACGAGCGGCGGUCUCUUCGGCGGUACUCAGACGGGCGGAGGAGGACUUUUUGGCAACAAGCCAUCAACACCAGCGACCGGCGGUCUCUUUGGCUCAGCUCAGCAACAGCAACAGCAGCCCCAGCAACAGCAAAGCGGAGGACUCUUUGGCUCGGCUCAGCCUCAGCAACAGCAACAGCAGGGCGGAGGACUCUUUGGUUCGGCCCAGCCUCAGCAACAACAGCCCCAGCAGCAGCAGAGCGGGGGUUUGUUUGGCGCAUCCCAGCAGAAGCCGGCCACUGGUGGUCUCUUUGGUCAGAGUACGUCGCAGCCGCAACAGCAGCAGCAGCAGCAGCAGCCGUCUGGAGGACUUUUUGGCGGCGGAAACACACAGCCCCAGCAGAACCAAGGUACCGGCGGCGGGCUCUUUGGCCAGAGCCAGGCUAAGCCGGGUGGUCUCUUCGGCCAGUCCCAAGCAGCCAACAGCUCGGCCCCCGGCCUGACAAUGGGCCAAUCGACAACUCAACAAACCGUCCCCGGCGUGCGGGUGGACAUAUCCAACAUCAAAGGAACGACGCGGUUCAAUGACCUCGAACAGUCAAUCCAGUCCGAGAUGGAGAACUGCGACAUGAUGAUCCAGCGGUUCAUGGCACACGCGUCAGAGAUUCGGGGUUUCAUGGCAGCCCACGGCGGUGACCUUGGCCAGCUUACGACGGACGUGAACUGGCUGCAGCGCAAGUACGAGGGCGUCAAGACGACACUGGACGAGGACAUUGUCACGCUGGCGCACCUCAAGGACUUGGUUAAGUCGGACGCCGACAUUGCCAAGAUGGCGUUCGCCGGCGCCGAUCAGCUCAAGCUGCCGGCGCACUACCACCAGACGUGGCUUACUAGGGGCGGCUCGGGGGGAAACACGACGAACGGCAGCCCGGACCGCAACGUCGAGGAUGUGCUCACGCUCUUCUCGAACGAGGCGGACCGCCUUAAGGAACUGCACCAGUUCCAGGUGCAGAAGAUCAAGGAGAUGGAGCAGCACAUGCCGGGCGUCGAGCACGGCCUUUACGAGCGCGUGCGGGCGCUGAGGGACCAGACGCAGGUGCCGGCCUUCAACAUGGUGCUCGACCUGCUGGAGACGAUCAAGAUGAUGGGCGACAAGAUUUACGAGGCAGCGGGCGCCAUUGUCGACGUGCGCGAGAAGCUCAGCCAGCUCCAGCGUCAGUACCCGACCAAAUGA